This is a messenger RNA of Contarinia nasturtii (swede midge), 4411 nucleotides long. It is a transcript of the gene Tnpo-SR, whose product is annotated as transportin-3. Lineage: Eukaryota; Metazoa; Arthropoda; Insecta; Diptera; Cecidomyiidae. Gene Ontology annotation, biological process: protein import into nucleus. Gene Ontology annotation, molecular function: small GTPase binding. The transcript has 6 exons. The record is from RefSeq and is a predicted model, not a curated record. Gene Ontology annotation, cellular component: cytoplasm; nuclear membrane. Bases 410 to 3268 code for a protein of 952 amino acids.
AAGAAGAAGACAGAAUUCGAUAGGGCAUUCAGUAACACACAAAAAAAUCCAAUGUAAGUUACUAUGUUUGCAAUUUCAGCAAAUACAAUUACUCAUUUGCAAUCAGUGAAUUAAAAGCUGCACACAUUUCGUUCUUUAAAAAAAAAUUGUUGAACUUACCGUUCGUGUUAUUCUAAGUGUAUUCGCCCAAAAAUCACAAUAAAAAAAGUGAAAUUAAUCAACGAUAAACAAAGUGAACCGGAUUUUCUUUUCUAUUGUUCCACUUGUUACAAUAAAAUCGAGAAAAAGUGUAUUUUUCCGCAAAAAUUCAAGUGUUUUUUCAAAAGAUAGUUUCAAAACAAGAAGUAAAGACUAGUUGUUGUAAAUUUUUGUUUCAAUUCGAAUAAGUAUCGCCUACAAGACAUAAAGAAUGAUGGAAUCACCUCCGACAACUGAGGCUGUUUAUCAAGGCGUUUAUACACUAUACAACAAUACAAACACUGUUGAACAAGAGAAAGCAUCUAAAUGGCUGGAACAAUUACAAAAUUCGGUCUAUUCAUGGCAAAUAGCGGACGAAUUACUGCAGCAAAAACGAGAUUUGCAUUCGUGCUAUUUUGCAGCCCAAACGAUGCGAAAUAAAAUCCAAAAUUCCUUCCAUGAAUUACCAGAUGAAGCUCAUGUAUCGUUGCGAGAUUCAUUGAUUGCACAUCUUGGACAAAUUACAAUCGAUACAAAUUCGAUAAUUGUUACACAAUUGUGUUUAGCACUUGCCGACCUGGCGCUAUUAAUGUCACGCUGGAAAGAGCCGGUACGAGAUUUAAUCGAACGGUUAUCACGGAAUGAAAACAGUUUGUGGCCAUUGAUAAAUACGCUUUCAUUGAUUCCGGAGGAGAUCAGUUCACGAAAUUUGCGUUUGGGCGCAAAUCGACGUGAUGAAAUCCAAAAGCAUUUGGAAUCAAAUUCAAAAACGGUAAUUGAAUUGUUGGUCGGCAGUUUAACGAAUUUUGCGCACGCGAAUCCACCCAAAGUGUUGACCAUUGUUAAAUGUUUUACAUCAUGGAUAUGUUCACAUGCAAUUAAUGUUUGCGAUACGACCAACAAUGUCAUUGUUUCCGAAAGUUUUAAUCUGCUUAACAAUCCGGAAACUGAUAUAAAAGUCCAUGAUGCCGCAGCAGAUUUACUAUGCUCAUUUUUACAAUGUCUUGAGGUAAAUAAUCAUCCACAUAUUGAGCAUAAUAUAAUGCAAGAGGUGGUUAAAUUAGAAACGGCAUACCAUAUGUCGGUGGCACAGGAGGAAAUCGAUAAAGCAAUGAACUUUUGUCGCAUUUUCACCACUUUGGCCGAAUCAUUUUUGGACAAAAUGAUUAACACAGAACUCGAACAACAGCCACACUAUUCGAUUCAAUCAUUGGAUUUGGUACUGAAUUGCAUAAGCCAUUAUGAUUACGAAGUGGCCGAACUGACAUUCUCAUUCUGGUAUCGCUUGAGCGAAGAACUGUACCAGAAGAACAAUGACGAACUAUCAAAGCACUUUAGAUCAUACAUCGAACGAUUACUAUUUAGUCUGUAUAAGCUAUCGCAAAUGGAACCCGAUCACGAAGGAUUGCUUGAUGAAAAUGACAGUUUUACGGAGUUCCGCCGAAAAGUCUCGGAUGUCAUCAAAGACGUUGUAUUUAUUGUUGGAUCGAGCUAUUGCUUCAAACAAAUGUUCAUGCUAUUACAAGAGCCAAAUACGACAUGGGAAAGUAGUGAGGCUGCACUUUAUGUCAUGGAAAAUGUGGGGAAAAACAUUCUACCAGAUGAAAAUGAUGUGGUGCCAAAAGUAGCUGAGGCCAUUUUAAACCUGCCUGAAAACACUCAUAUUGCAUUCCGUUACACGUCGAUAAUGCUGUUGGGUGAAUUGUGCGAGUGGAUCGAUAAUCAUCCGGAGUCAUUGCAAGCUGUGCUCAACUUUUUGCUCUACUCAUUGAAUCAAAAGAAUGGUUUGGCGGCCGCAGCAGCAUCAGCCUUAACGCAAAUUUGUACAGCAUGUAAAUCACGAAUGACACCACACUUGAGUGGUUUAUUGCAAAUCGCACAAAGUCUUGAUACCUAUGAAAUAUCGAACGAUUCAUCGAUUAACAUACUGAAAGGAAUAUCAACCAUUAUCGGUCGAUUGCCAUUGGAUCAAAUAACCCAGCCAUUACAAGAGUUGUGUUCGUAUCAGCUAGGCUCAUUGCGUCAACUAUUAUUACAUCAAAACUAUUCAUCUGCCGAACGAACAAGUGCCAGUAAGCAAGAGCACAAUCUACGAAACGAUCCGAGUUUCUGGUUGGAUCGAUUAGCGGCAAUAAUACGUUACACAAAUCCCGAUGUUCGAGAGAAUGAGGUGCAUCCGUGUAUGGCUGUUUUAUGUGAAAUUUGGCCGAUUAUCUCUGAAAUACUCAGUAAAUACCAAACCGAAGGUCGAAUUAUGGAACGUGUAUGCCGAUGCAUACGGUAUGCAAUUCGAAGCAUUGGAAAGCAAGCGGCCCCCUUGCUAAACGAACUAGUUAAACAAAUGAUUGAAUUGUAUGCAACGCAUCAGCACAGUUGCUUCUUAUAUUUGGGUAGUGUGCUUGUCGAUGAAUUUGCCAACGUAAACGACGAUUGCACACGGGGUCUGCUUCAAAUGAUGGAAGCAUUCAUUCAACCAACAUUUACACGACUUCAAAUGGAAAAUGGCUUAAAAAAUAAUCCCGACACCGUUGACGAUUUCUUCCGGUUGUGUGCCCGUUUGCUGCAACGAUGCCCAAUUCCAUUUUUACAAAGUCCCAUCGUAACGCCGAUCAUACAAUGCGCAUUAUUAUCAUGUACACUUGACCACAAAGAUGCUAAUUUGUCUGUGAUGAAAUUCUUCUAUAGUUUAUUAAAUUGUGGACGACCACAACAAAAUCAUCACAGCAAUAGCAAUAAUAAUAAUACAAAUAACAAUGGCAAUUUGGUAAUAAAUGCACUCAAUGCACAAAAACAACAACUCGUUCGUCAAAUUGUACAAGAGCAUGGUCAAGCGCUUGUUGUAAAUCUCAUUCAGGCAUCCGUUUAUUAUCUACACUCAUACAUGCUUUCGGAUGUGGCCGAUGUUUUUCACGAAAUUAAAGAGAUCGAUGCACAUCAAUUGAGCGAUAAUCUACGAACGGCAGUCGAAUCACUACCAAAGACACAUGCCACAGCUCAACAACUUGACGAAUUCCAUAACAAUGUCAUGCGAUCCGAGACUCCAAAAGCCAUAUCACAUGCGCUUAAAGAUUUUACCCGACUUUUUAGAUAAAUAAAUGAAAUUAGUUGAGAUCAUGUUCAGAGACAACGACAGCGUCACAGAUAGAAAGCAACAGAGGGAGAAAGAGAUAGAGAGAGUGGAGAGGAGAGAGAAUGAGUUGGGACGAAUCUAGCCAAAUUUCAAUGAGAAUUAAUUUUAAAGAAAACCAAACACACACGCUUGCUCAUUUAGGGUGCAUUUACUUUAUACACAGCAAUCUAUAUCUACAUUUUUCCUCUACUAUUUCUCUUUUUUCAUCCAGAACAAUCGACAUUAGCAAAUUAAGACAACGGUUAACAUUCGUUUGCAAUUCAAUACAAUGUAACAUUUAUUAUAUGGCAUAUUAAGUAUCCUAACAAUUAUUUCAAAUGUAAACGUGAACUGAUACAUCCAUAACAAAAUUAUGAUGGAUAUUACAUGCAUUUUUUUCAUACAUAAAUUUAUGUAUUAGCGAGAAUACUAAAAAAAAUAUGUUUUGCCCGAUACAUUUUCAGAUGAAUUACAAGAUUUUUUUUUUAAAGAAAAAACCAUUAAUUUGAAUGUAGAAGUAAAAUCGAAACAAAAAUUAAGAAAUUUGGUCAGUGUCACACAUUGACGCGACAUUUUUUUUAGGUAGAAAAUGUAAAAAAAAAAUCCAAAAGUAAGAUACACUCUUUUGUAAUUUUUGACACAUACAGCAGCUAACGAACAGUCAUUAUUAAGUUCGUUAAUUAACCAGCGGAAAAAUUGUUGAUUUAAAUCUUUUUGGAAUGAAUAAUAAACAAAACCUAACAACAACAAAAAACAAAACAUAAUUUAAGAUUUGACACGAUAUUUGCCGAUGUAGAAUCUAAGAGAAUCAACCGAUUUGUGUGGAAUAUGCUAUAACAUGUAUUGAGAUGAAUGACAAAUAGUCAUCAGAUGAUGAAAACAGUGUGUCCAAAAAAUAAUUAUCUUUCGUGUCGAUUCGGUGUUUGUAAAAUGGUGUGCGGUGCCGCUGUGCGAUAAUAUCAACCAAGAAUACAUUGCGAAUGAUUGUCAUGCUGGAGAGAUUAACAACAAGAAUAUAUGAAAGAUGAAUGAUAUAUACCAAGAUAUCUCAUGUAAAAUUUGUAUCAUAGGCUGAAAAUGAAUAAAAUUAAUUACUAAUUAAAACCAAUUUUACAAAAGCUCAAA